AUGGCCGGUCGGAAGCCAAGGGAUAGCCGGAUUUCUCGUUUGGGAAACCCGUCUGGGGAAGAACCCGGGGAACCCCAACGCCACUCUAAUUUUCGACUUUCCACACUACUGUUCUUUCUUCGUCUUGGUUAUUUUUGUACAAAAAAUCCAGGUGACCCCCAAGCCCCCUGGAGAGAAUAA
Messenger RNA from Penicillium digitatum Pd1, 180 nucleotides. NCBI's taxonomy places the organism in Eukaryota, Fungi, Ascomycota, Eurotiomycetes, Eurotiales, Aspergillaceae. The record is from RefSeq and is a predicted model, not a curated record.